Messenger RNA from Malus domestica (apple), 1447 nucleotides. RefSeq lists its product as uncharacterized. Gene Ontology annotation, cellular component: nucleus. Lineage: Eukaryota; Viridiplantae; Streptophyta; Magnoliopsida; Rosales; Rosaceae. Gene Ontology annotation, molecular function: RNA binding; transcription coregulator activity. The record is from RefSeq and is a predicted model, not a curated record. Gene Ontology annotation, biological process: regulation of DNA-templated transcription.
GGCAUUGCAUUUCGCUUGCACCUUUUUCUCACGACUCAUCGCUUUCGAACAGCGAAGCGCGUAGAACGAUGGGGUCAAGGGACAAAGACCAAACGACACCGCAUCAUCAGCCUCUUCUCAGCAGCCUCGUCGUGCGGCCCUCCACCAGCGACGGAGCCGGCGGCGGAGGCGGUGGCCGUGGCAGCGAUUACGAGCCCGGCGAAGUUCGCCGCGAGCCUCCUCCCUACACUCGCUCGGAUCGUUACCCCGAUGACCCUGGAUAUAGAGUGCGUGCAGGUUCUGCUUCACCUGUACACCGCAGGGAUGCAGAUCAUCGCUACAGCUCUGAGUAUAAUCAAUCAGGGCCCCCCCUACGUGGGCGUGAUUUUGGCAGUGCACGGGAUUCUGGUAGAUAUCGAGACCGCUCACCCCAUUAUGCUCGAGGAAGGGGUGCUGGCAGGCCAUUUGGUAGAGGUUUAGAUGGACCGGGGCUCGGUCCUGGGCCAUUCAGAGGUGAAGGGAGUAGAAAUAAUCCAAAUGUGCGCCAAAGGCUUGGAGACUGGAUUUGCCCAGAUCCUUUAUGUGGCAACCUGAACUUUGCAAGGCGAGAAUACUGUAACAACUGCAACAAGCCCCGCCGUGGAACUGGGGGAAGUCCUCGAAGGGGUUAUCCUGGGCCACCACCUCCUAAUGUUCCUCAUAAACGCUUCCCUGGUCCUCCAAUUGAUCCUCCUCCCCUUGGAAGGACCUUAAAUGGUGGCUAUAGGUCUCCACCUCGUGGCUGGGGCAGAGAUGGCCCCAGAGAUUUUGGUCCUGGGCUCCCACCUCCAAGGCAUGAAGGCAGGUUUCCUGACCGUCAAAUGCAAAGAGACCGGCUGGACUACUCUGACAACUACAGAGGAAGAAGCAAGUUCGAUAGGCCAAUGCCUAUGGAUUGGGGUAACAGAGAUCGUGGAAGGGAUGGCUUCUUUAAUGAAAGGAAACCAUUUGACAGGCGACCGCCCUCUCCUUCACCACCACCACCACCACCACCGCAUGUACCUCCUCACCGUGGCCGAUGGGCACAUGAUGCUAGAGAGAGAAGCCGGUCCCCAUUAAGAGGCGGCCCACCACCAAAAGACUACAACAGGCCUAUGUACAUGGACCGGGGACGAGAUAAUCGUCGAGGCAUGGGGCGAGGCCGAGUUGGAGAUGCAUAUUGACUAGGAGGCCACGGGGAUUUUUUUCUGGUGUAAUUUUGUCUGAGUAGGUAUCCGUUUUCCAUCUAGAGAGUAAGGAAGAAUGCGUAGAGUUUAGUACUAGUUUUCGUAUUUUGGUUUUGAAUUCGUAUUUGUGACUUUGAACAGGUUAUAUGUUUCUUCAGUCCUCCAUGUUUUUUAGGUUAUGUUGUUCAUAUGAUGGAUUAUCCACGGUUAUCCUUCUGACCUUCAUGUUACUUUUAAAUUUUUGUUUUCGAUUCGCUUUUAUG